AUGUACUCGUCCGCUCUCUUCAUUGUCUUCUCCACACUCGCUUUUGGUGUUCGAACACACGCUGAGAGCGACGCUUCAAGUCCAAUAAAUCCAUGUCCUGUUCGAUGUAGCAAGUCUGGAUUGGAUCCUCUGAAGUGGACGUAUCUUCAUGGUGUCGUCGCACUCAAUCGAUGCGAAAAGCCCCUGCUUUUCAGCACUAUGCUGGACAUUCCCGUCAACUCUCCAGACAAGCACAUUACUAUUCGUGCCUGUACAUAUUCCGAGGAUGACACAAAACAGGCACCCGACUAUGAUCCCGUGCCGUUCACCUUUGGUACACCGAAGAAGAGGUCCGAAAGGUUGCAGUCUCCAGGCUGUCCGUCAAACAUGGGUCCGAAGUCUAAUCAGACUUCGAUUUACUACCAUGAAUGGCACACGAACCCGACCGGAACGGACAGCACCGCUAGUGAUGAAGAUGCCGCUGCGGCCCUUGGAACGCUGAGAAGCUACAUCACUAAGACCGGUGACUGUAGACACAUUACAAUGUUCGCUAAGGUCGGAUCAGCUACUGUGGGAGCUUUUGUUGGUCACGCGGUCGAUCGAGAGGGCCUCAGCCCCGUAGUUGAGCGCCUCAGUUCCGCAAUACAGUCCAGUCGAAGUGGCGAAACCAAUCGCUUCACCAUACAGAACUACAAGGAAACACACUCAUCUUCCUUGGGUUUUGGCAUCGUUGCGGACCUUCAGAACAAUAUCACCGCAGCGCAGGAAGCAGUUUUUAGCUGGAGUCAGGGUAGAAGCCCCUCUGGUGCUGAUACAACUUCUGGCUGGUCAGGUUUCGACAUCAAAUACUGGCUGGUCAAAAGUAUGAACAGCUCUUCAAAUGCGAUGGCGAAUAACUCCACGAAUCAUUCUUCCAAUGUUACCUCGUCUCUCAACUUGCAUCGAAGGGCUACUUGUGGUUAUCAAGAGGUAUUCAGCGGUGACGAUUGCUAUGCAUUAGCAGAACGAUGUGGUAUCAGCUUGACGAAGUUCUACAACUUCAACCCUGGAGAAGACUUCUGCAACAAGCUCAAACCUAAACAGUUUGUCUGCUGUUCGGCUGGCGACCUGCCUGAUUUCCGCCCAAAGAAGAAUGCUGAUGGCUCGUGUUUCUCGUACGACAUCAAGGAUGGUGACGGUUGUUGGGCCCUCGCCGACGCGAAUUAUCUCACCACGAAGGGCAUAGAGGAUCUCAACAAGAACACGUGGGGCUUUGCUGGCUGCGACAACCUUCAGCCUGGCCAGAAGAUAUGCCUUUCCGAUGGCGAACCUCCAAUGCCAAAUUCCAUCGAAAAUGCCGUCUGUGGGCCGCAAAAGCCAAAUGGAGAAGUUCGGGGCAACAAGAAGCUUGCCGAUAUGAACCCAUGCCCCCUGAAUGUCUGCUGUAACGUCUGGGGCCAGUGUGGAAUGGACAAGGACUUCUGCAUCGAGAAUCCAGCUGAUACAGGCGCUCCCGGUACAUCGAAGCCGGGCAUGAACGGAUGCAUAUCCAAUUGUGGGAUGAAUAUCACCAACAAUGCUAAAGGGCCAGCGAGCUUCGCCCACGUCGCCUACUUCGAGGCCUGGAAUCAGGAUCGCCCAUGUUUGCAUAUGGAUGUCACAGAUAUCGACACCAAGAAGUAUACCCAUAUCCACUUUGCGUUUCCAAAUGUCACUGCUGGAGAUUUCAAAAUCGACGUCGGUACGUUAAAGGACCAAUUCGACAAGCUGAAGAAGAUGACUGGCAUCAAAAGGAUAGUGUCACUUGGCGGUUGGGCCUUCUCUGCGGAUGCACCAACCUACACCAUCUUUCGUCAGGCUGUCAGUCAAGCAAAUCGUGCUACAUUUGCAGACAAUGUGGUUGCUUUCGUAAACGAGUAUGACCUUGACGGUAUCGACUUUGAUUGGGAAUACCCUGGUGCCCAGGAUAUCACGCCUGUUCCCGGCGCCGCUGACGAAGGCACCAACUAUCUUGAGUUUCUGAAAUUAGUCAAACGUCGUAUGGGAAGCAAAUCAGUCUCGAUCGCAGCUCCUGCCUCGUAUUGGUAUUUGAAGGCGUUUCCAAUCAAAGAGAUGUCUAGUGUCAUUGACUAUAUCAUCUACAUGACCUACGACCUGCACGGACAAUGGGACUAUGGUAACAAAUGGUCAAGUCCUGGCUGCCCUGAAGGCGACUGCCUACGUUCGCAUAUCAAUAUGACCGAGACGGCUACUGCACUAGCUAUGAUCACUAAAGCUGGCGUUCCCUCGUACAAGGUUGUGGUUGGUAUAGCUAGCUAUGGACGCAGCUUUAAAAUGGCCGAAGAGGGUUGCACGAGCGAGAUGUGCAGAUACACAGGCAGUAGAACUGUGUCAGAUGCGAUGCCGGGACCUUGCACCGGAACGGGCGGCUACAUAUCUUCUGCGGAAAUUCGAGAGAUUUUGUGGAACAAAGAGCUUCUUGGAGUCAAGGAAUGGAGCGAUGACACCGAUACCGACUAUCUGGUGUACCAAGAUACGGAGUGGGUAGCAUGGAUGACCGAUGAGACCAAGCAAAACCGAAUCAACAAAUACACAAAACUCAAUUUCGGGGGAGUGUCGGACUGGGCUGUUGACCUCGACAAGGACUAUGGCGAUAGCGGCAUCGGUAACAACGGCGAAGACGACGACAACCAAAUGGGUGGUAAGAACUGCCCCCUCACCAAGGAAUACGCAGAUCUCGAAGCUCUAGCGAACGAUGGUGAUGUAUCGGACGACUGCAAGCCCGUUCUCGCCGUCAGCAUUCUUGAGAAGAUGCUGGAUGGUUCUAUAACCAAAUACAACAACGCGGACAAUGGCUACGACAAGAACUUUGAGGCUUAUCAACGAGUCAUCAAGAAGAGUGCCGAGGCAGCUUUCAAGAAAUUCGCGGACUGGGAGUUUGGCAACAUCCGAAAGUACACUGAUUGUGACUUUCAACGAUCUGGCGGGAAAGACAAGUACAGUGGUCCUUGCGAGGACUUGAUGAAAGAUGAUCCUUUGAUCUUUCAAGGUAAGAUGACUAUGAAGAUGACGAUCAGAGAUAGCGAUGGCUUCUAUGAUGCACUCGAAGCAGAAGCGGGCAUCAUCUCUGAUUGGAUCGAACUCGGUGAAUUCCACGAAGAGGUAAACGACUGCUCAAGUUGCCAAGGGCAACCCGCUUGCCUGUGCAUCUACAAAGACGUCACUGUCACUGGUAUACCUGUUCUCAAGAAGGAUUUUGGCAUCCCUGACCCUAAGGAGAUUAUCAAGAGCAUCGAUCUUGAAGCCACCAGAAAUGCCAUGUCUGCUCGCUUCUUCGAUAUCGUGGCAGGUAUAUGGGAUGGCUCCAACGGCGAUGUGGUUCAAGUCCUCUCAGUGCCAGUCUUUCUCUUCGCGCAAGCUGUGGACUCUAUGGAGGAAGCGAAAGAAAAAGGCGGAGAGAUCAGAGAAGAGGAGAAGAAAAAUCUCAUCAUUACGAUUAUCUCGGCCCUUCUUUUCUUGAUUCCUUUUGUUGGCGAAAUCGCAGCGAUUGCGGCGGGCGCAGCCACCGUCGCUCGCAUGAUUGCCAUGGCCGGAAUGAUUGGGAAUGCCGCUUUCACUAUCGCAGACGUAGUUGCCAAUCCGGAAAACGCGGCCAUGGCUAUUAUGGGGCUGCUAGGUGCUGGACGCGUCCGCAAACCUCGAGAUUUCGCAGAAUUGGGCGCCGCUCGGCGAGCGCAGACCAAGUACGACGUCAGCAAGAUGGGUGCAACAUUCAAGAAGCACGAUGAAUCUUUGCAGAAGGUACUCGGUAAUUGUCGCAAGGACGGUUCUAAAGAUGACGACAAUAACAACAACACAUGCAGACCAAAGAGAAGCUUGCUUGAGCUCAGUCUUGACACAAGCAAUGGUCGCUUUGAUUCACGACUUGCCCCGAUGAAUAUCAUUCAUGAAGUUCAUUACACAGAGGUUACUGCCCGGCUGCAACAAAGAGCUACCUCCUGCAAUAACGGACCCAUCACAAGGACAGACUCAACCACAACGACAAGCAUUUCUACGUUCAUGACGACGCCUCCAAUGACCUGCUCAGAGAAGUGGUCACAGGCAUGCUAUCACUAUAGUUCGGUGAUGAGCGUUCAUACAAACACGCCUGAUAUGGUUCGAUUCACGUGUUGGGCGACGUCAAGUACUAGUAAACACGGCAAGGCAACAGAUGACUGGGGUCUCUGGGGUAGUCGCCCAAGCGUGCCCAGGACAGCUCAGCAUCACUGGGAAUGGUCAAAAGAAUGGACCGAGUUCGACGAUUGCGAACGAGAUGAAUGGCCGCCGCGCUACUUCUGGGGGCAGAAUUCACAGAGUCCCAGGAAGAAGGCCGGACAAUUCAUCCGCUUGAUACCUCAACCUGACAAUGGCGGAGCGGGUGGGAUCUGGAGUGCGUUCUGUCCCAGCCACGAUGCGUGGAAAGACGCGGCCAAGAGGACAAUGAGAAAUGGCGCAGCCACGACAACGAGUUCGAGAGUCUCACAAAGGGUCGGAGGAGGUACAACAACAUACAUUACAAGCGUUGGUGUCGAAGUGCCCAACGCUGUUUUCGAGAUCAAACACUGGGAACACACAAGAUUGACCUCUCAUGCUGACGAUGGAUUGAGUGUUAAUCGAUGCUGGCCGAGCACUCUGGUACCUAACGAUCCCGGCUUCGCACUGCUCACCGACGAUCCAUGGUACCAAAAUCACGCAGCAGCCGCUAUCAGCACAUAUUUGUACAGUGCGGCGCCUCCUAACGCCGUGACAAGCGGCAAGUCGAAGUAUCGCACGCUGCCUAACCGACCCUGGAUUGCAGCCCGCUCAGUGCAAUUACUCGAUCUGGUGCUGGGCAAUGCUACCUCCCUAGCGCUAGGCCCACUUCCGUCUACUUUGGGACCAGACGAGUCUGACCAGGUAGUGCGUGCGCUCGACGUUGAUGAAGGCUCAUCCUCAGCAGCCUUAGGAAAUGCUUCUAUUGCGACGCGUUCACCAUCUACCACGCCUAGCGAGGUGAUGGCUCAGGCCUCUCUCGCGGGUGCCGUGGAAUACGUACAGCCAGCGACACCAGGAUCCCCGAUUUCUCUAGGAAUACAACCAACAGAUGUAUAA
Messenger RNA from Alternaria burnsii, 5088 nucleotides. RefSeq lists its product as uncharacterized. The record is from RefSeq and is a predicted model, not a curated record. Gene Ontology annotation, biological process: carbohydrate metabolic process. Gene Ontology annotation, molecular function: chitin binding; hydrolase activity, hydrolyzing O-glycosyl compounds. The transcript is spliced from 3 exons. Bases 1 to 5088 code for a protein of 1695 amino acids. Lineage: Eukaryota; Fungi; Ascomycota; Dothideomycetes; Pleosporales; Pleosporaceae.